AUGGUUGACAACAAUGAAUCACUCUCUCAUUUCCUCGCAUCUGCCGUCGACGCUGCUCACAAAGCUGGCGACGUUAUUCGAAAAGGAUUUUACCAAAUCAAACACGUCGAACACAAAGGAUCGGUUGAUUUGGUAACUGAAACUGAUAAAGCAUGCGAAGAACUAAUAUUUAAUCAUCUCAAGCAGCUUUAUCCCACUCAUAAGUUCAUUGGCGAAGAAACCACGGCUGCUAAUGGUACUACAGAACUUACAGAUGAUCCCACAUGGAUUGUGGAUCCCUUGGAUGGAACUACUAACUUUGUCCACGGAUUCCCCUUUGUUUGUGUCUCCAUUGGUCUUACAAUUGGAAAAGUUCCAACAGUUGGUGUUGUGUACAAUCCAAUAAUUAACGAGCUUUUCACUGCAGUCCAUGGAAAAGGAGCUUUUUUGAAUGGGAACCCUAUAAAAGUUUCUUCACAAACUGAAUUAUUGAGCUCUCUUCUUGCAACUGAGGUUGGAACAAAACGAGACAAGGAAACAGUAGAUGCCACUACCAAUAGGAUUAAUAGUUUGCUUUACAAGGUGAGAUCUCUCAGAAUGAGUGGCUCUUGUGCUCUGAAUCUUUGUGGAAUUGCUUGUGGAAGAUUGGAUGUAUUCUUUGAAAUUGGAUUUGGUGGUCCAUGGGAUGUGGCAGGUGGAGCUGUCAUUGUUAGAGAAGCUGGAGGUGUUGUGUUUGAUCCGUCUGGUGCAGAUUUUGACAUAACAGCUCAGCGUAUAGCUGCUUCAAACCCUUCGUUGAAGGAUGCACUUGUUGAAGUUCUGCGCCAAACGGAGUGA
This is a messenger RNA of Lathyrus sativus (Indian pea), 816 nucleotides long. The record is from the annotation of a GenBank genome assembly. Lineage: Eukaryota; Viridiplantae; Streptophyta; Magnoliopsida; Fabales; Fabaceae.